AUGAGGUUUUCAAUCGCCAGCAUCAUCGCCCUAAUUACCCCGCUGACGCUCGCUGCCGACUCCCUUGAGUACAAGGCAACAUCAGCGGGACAGGUUAUCAAAGAUGGUGUCAAGCUGAGAAUACUUCCUGUGGGUGAUUCUAUCACUGUGGGAUAUCUGAGCAGCGAUGGAAAUGGCUACAGGCUCAAACUUGAUGAGGACCUUUCUGCCAACGAAGUCGUUUUCGCCGGUACAGUCUACGGUGGAAACAUGAGCGAUGGAUACUAUGCUGCUUGGUCUGGGAAAACGAUCAAGUACAUCGCCGACAACGUAGGCCCAUCCUUGGUACAAAGACCCAACAUAAUUCUCCUCCACGCCGGCACCAACGACAUGAACCCAAACCCGGCAGUCUCCACCGAAGGCAACGACCCGGCGGCCGCCGCCGAGCGACUGGGCUCCCUCAUCGACCAGAUGAUCACCGCGUGCCCCGACGCCACCAUCCUCGUCGCCCAAAUCGUCGACACAUGCAGCGCCGAACAGGAAGCCGCGACGGUCGCGUACCAGAAACUCAUCCCGGGCAUUGUCGAGCAGCGCAGAAACGCCAGCCGCCACGUCCUGGCUGUGGACUUUGCGGCUUUGGGGACCGGCAUUCUGAGAGACGAUUGCAUUCAUCCGACGGAUGAGGGUUACCGUACGAUGGGUGACUACUGGUACGACUUUAUUGCGCAGAUUCCCAAGGACUGGGUCACUCAGCCGAUAGGCGAUGACCCUGAUCGAUCGAAGGAUGAGGCCGCGCGCGCGAGCAAGAGUGUGUCAACCAGCGGCGCUAUGGGCUUGUCUUCCCAGAGCUGGGUGAUGGUUCUAAUGAUGCAGUUAAUUAUGACUGUCAGUAUAAUGUGUCAAUGA
Colletotrichum paranaense is the source of this 885-nucleotide messenger RNA. Its product is annotated as GDSL-like Lipase/Acylhydrolase. Gene Ontology annotation, molecular function: phosphatidylcholine lysophospholipase A1 activity. Lineage: Eukaryota; Fungi; Ascomycota; Sordariomycetes; Glomerellales; Glomerellaceae. The record is from RefSeq and is a predicted model, not a curated record. The coding region runs from base 1 to 885 and encodes 294 amino acids. The transcript has 3 exons.